AUGUCGGGUUCGUUUUGGAAGUUUAGUAACGGCUUCACUUCAUUGUCCAACAUCACCACCAUCCUUGAGAACUACAUAUCGGAGGAGAAAAACCAGGAAUUGUCUGGAUCUGAGCGAGAUAGAAGCACAGAAGAGAAGGACAGAUAUGACGUUUUGAUGAAACUUUUGGAUGAGAGCGAUCUUCUUCAGGAACUAUUGUCCAACAACCCGAUGUUGUUGGAGUUUUUGAGGAACGAAGAAGUUUUGAAAAUGUUGGUGGAGAUUGUCAUGAAGGAGGAGAACUCAGAGUGUAAUCUGCUAGAGGAAGCGGAGAAGCCUCUGGGAAAAGGUGCCGAGCAUGAACUGGAGGAUGAUCCGGAAGCCGGGGAUGAGAAGAAGGAGGAGUCACAGCCUGAUAUCAACGCAGGCGAAAGUGAAAGCGCAAGCGCAAAAACAGAUGCAGAUGCAGAUGCAGAUGCAGACGAAACGGAGGAGGAAACCGCCGCUGAGAAAUUCAAAAGGCGGUCGAACUUGGCAUCGGAGAUCUUGAGUGCAGAUGUGUGGUCUUUGACCGACACAGUCAUGGAAUCUACCGCAAAUCUCAACAAAUUAUGGAGCGUGUUGGACAGCAAGGAGUCGCUAGAUAUCCAUGUGUCGACGCACUUUAUGAAAAUAAUGGAGCACUUGCUCGACAUGAAAUGCGACGAGAUGAUCACCUAUCUCAUUGAGAACCAGCCAAACUUGGUUGAAAAAUUUAUCAACCACUUGUCGAACCCGCCUUUAAUGGAUUUUUUGCUCAAGUUGAUAUCGACGGACAAGCCAGACAACUCCACGGGGAUAAUAGAUUUUUUGCAGAAUCAACAAUUAAUAACGCGGUUGAUUGACGCGUUGGAUGAGCCGGAUGAGCCGCGGGGUGGCGGCGACGACGACAACAACAACAACAACAACAAGAGUGCCGAAAUAGAGCAAAGCAGCGCGGCAGACUUUUUAAAGGCAUUGAUCACCAUAUCGGCGAAUUCAACCGCCGACAAUUCAACGAUUGGCCCAAACGAACUUACUAGAGAACUAGUUUCCGAGGAGAAAAUAUCUGCGCUUUGCAAGAUUAUGCUAAAAGGCGGCUACGCCUUGGCCAAUGGCGUGGGGAUAGUCAUUGAGAUAAUACGGAAAAAUAACUCAGACUAUGACAUUUUACCAGUUUUGUACAUCACCUUGGAAAGCCAUCCGCCCACUGGUCGCGAUCCCAUAUAUUUGGGCCAUUUGCUCCGCGUUUUUGGAGAGAAUAUCCUGAAAUUCAACGAGUUGUUGAUGAUGGAUGAUCUGGAUUCGAAACUAAGGACCCCGUUUGGAGUGAUUGAGCCGUUGGGGUUUGAGAGGUUCAAGAUUUGCGAAUUGGCUGCAGAGUUGCUUCAUUGUUCCAACAUGGCGCUUUUGAAUGAUAAUAAAGGGUUCAGUGUCGUGAAGGAACGCGACGACCUCCGGGUUAAGAUGAAGGAGUUUGACCCGGUGAGCUUCAAAUAUAAUGAGACGAUAAUCUUGCCUCGAGAUGACAAUCUUAGUGAAGCCGACGAAGAGCCCAAGACCGACUCUGUUGUUGUUGUUGAUGACAACGAUGAUAAUAGUGAUGGUGAUGGUGAUGACAAUGAUGAUGAUGAUGACGAUGAUGAGAUGAAAGUAGGCGAAGAGAUCAACGAGGAUGAACCGCACGCAAACUCCAACUUGUCGGAAGAGCAAAUCAGAUCAAACCCCGUGGUUGGAGAUUUUUUGAAAAUCGCGCUUUUUGACACCCAGAUCAUUUCCAAUAUCCUUUCCAUGUUUUUCCGAUUUCCGUGGAACAACUUUCUCCACAAUGUUGUAUUUGAUAUCGUGCAACAAGUAUUGAAUGGAUCGAUGGAUAUUGGUUUCAACAAGUUCCUCGCCAUCGACUUGUUUCAUCUGGCAGACAUCACCAGCAAGAUCAUUGAAGGACAAAAGUUGUGCACCGAUUACGAAGUGAGCCACAACGGGUUGAGGUUGGGGUUUAUGGGCCACUUGACUUUGAUUGCCGAGGAAGUUGUCAAGUUUGUGCAGCUUUUCCCUUCAAAUACUCUCAGCGAGUACAUUAACGAAAAAAUUGAACGUGAGGUUUGGGAGGAUUAUGUGAGUCACGUGCUUUACGACACGAGGGAGAAAUAUAAUGCUAUACUAGGGGGAAAUGAAGAGGAUGAAGAGGAUGAGAAAGAUGAAGAACCUACAACUUUCGACGAAGGCUUGGGCGAGAUUAUCGAGGAGGUGAAAACGGGGUUGGUGUUUCCCGAUGAUGAUGACGACUACGACGACGGAGAAGUAGAAGGAGAAGGAGUAGGAGAAGAUGAUGGAGAAGAACAUGAAGAAGGAGCAUCAUUUUCAAAAGGAAGCACUAAAAACAACUUCUCAGGCUCAAAGAAAGAUUUAUGGGACAGUGACGAAUCUGAAUCAGACGAGGACGACCAAUCGAAUGCGCAUGCUGGUGCAAGCGAGAAAGAACAGUUGAGCUCCAAAAAGGAGGAGCAGGAGAACGAGGAGAAGGAAAAAGAGAGCGACCUUGUUGACCCUGUUGACCCUGAGAAGAGUGGAAACCGCGAGGAAGAAGAUUAUAUCGACCCCAAUGAUGACGGCAUGCUGUACAAAAAGUCAAACCCUUUAUAUGACAAUUUGGGCAUCUUGAAGAAGCAGAACUUUUCUGAACAAGAAGACGAAGAAGAAGAAAAAGAAGAAGAGGAAGAACAACACCAAGAAGAAGAAGAAGAAGAAGAAGAAGAAGUAGAAGGAAGCGAAAAGACCAAAGACGUUGUUGCCGGUCGGAAAGCAUCUCAAGCAAAAAAUAAAAAAAGAGGGAAAAAAAAAAACUUAAAAGGUUGA
This is a messenger RNA of Lodderomyces beijingensis, 2856 nucleotides long. The record is from the annotation of a GenBank genome assembly. Lineage: Eukaryota; Fungi; Ascomycota; Pichiomycetes; Serinales; Debaryomycetaceae.